Messenger RNA from Triticum turgidum subsp. durum (durum wheat), 1197 nucleotides. NCBI's taxonomy places the organism in Eukaryota, Viridiplantae, Streptophyta, Magnoliopsida, Poales, Poaceae. The record is from the annotation of a GenBank genome assembly.
AUGGAGGCCAAUCCAGGGGAAGCGAGCUCUCCGACCGCAACUGCGCCUGCGGCUGCACCGGUAGCGGCAGCGGCGGUGGCGGUGGUGCCGGAGGCUACGGUGAGCUUUCAGUCACCGGCAUCUGCGCCGCCUCCGAUAGCUUCACAUGCACCUGCACCGUCUCCGGUGGAGAUGGUUAGCUCGAGCGGCCUGUUUGUGCCGCCGGGUAUGAUGACGGCGAUGGUGGCGGCCGCAGGGAGAGGGGCUCUGUCCGCGGGGCCGUUGGUCAAGGUGGGGAAGAAGCGGGGGAGGCCGAGGAAGUACGGGCCGGACGGGAGCCUGAUCCAGCCGUUGAACGCCACGCCGAUCUCCGCCUCGGCUCCGAUGUCGGCCGCCGUCGCGGCGGGGCAGUACACGCCUGCGGCCGCGGUUGGCGCCGCCAUGAAGCGCGGGAGGGGCCGGCCCCUCGACUUCGCCGCCGCGGCGGCCAAGCCGUACCACCACCAGCUGCACCAGCCGCCGCAGCAGCAGCAGUUCGGUUUCCACUUCAGCUCCAUUGGUGACAUGGUGGCUUGUUCUGCUGGUGGGAAUUUCACUCCUCAUAUCAUCACUGUUGCUCCUGGUGAGGAUGUGACGAUGAAGGUUAUAUCAUUUUCUCAACAAGGACCGCGAGCUAUUUGUAUUCUCUCUGCUAACGGUGUGAUAUCAAAUGUUACACUUCGUCAACCCGACUCCUCUGGCGGCACGUUAACUUAUGAGGGACGCUUUGAGUUGCUGUCCUUGUCUGGUUCCUUCAUGCCAACUGAAAACAGUGGCGCACGAAGUCGGUCAGGUGGAAUGAGUGUUUCUCUUGCCAGCCCAGAUGGUCGUGUUGUCGGUGGUGGAGUUGCUGGCCUUCUGGUAGCGGCUAGUCCUGUUCAGAUUGUCGUGGGAAGCUUCCUGCCAAGCUAUCCGAUGGAACCGAAGCAGAAGAAGGCGAGGGUGGUCGCGGCACCAAUCCUUAGCCAGGCACCCCCUGCUGUUCAGCUCUCUAGUGCGGAUACGCACAGCAGCGAGCAAGGGCAGCACAGCUCGGCCUCCCCAAGAAUGAACGUCGUAACUUCUUCAGCGUACAGCGCAGACCAGAACUGGGCAUCCACCGUUGUUCAGUCGGCUCCUGCCGAGGCAUCAAGAAGCGCAUCGUCGGGCGAUCUGAACCUCACUGCCUCUGGAUCCUGA